Molecule: messenger RNA, 1683 nt
Organism: Oncorhynchus masou masou (cherry salmon)
Lineage: Eukaryota; Metazoa; Chordata; Actinopteri; Salmoniformes; Salmonidae
Product: solute carrier family 25 member 48-like
Exons: 7
Coding region: 127-1071 (314 amino acids)
Biological process (GO): transmembrane transport
Cellular component (GO): mitochondrion
Molecular function (GO): transmembrane transporter activity
Source: RefSeq, a predicted model, not a curated record
UUUUUUACUUUGUUUCUACCCCGGGUGUCUGUAUCGACUUUCGAUUCCAGACAAUUAAGAUUUCUGCUCACAAGUGACUGACUGGUGACAGUGACAAAAGAAAAGGUAUAUUAAGAGCAUCCAAAAAUGAAUUGUUUUCAUUUAGAUGACUUCCUUGCAGGGUGGAUUGGAGGAGCUUCCAGUGUUAUUGUGGGUCAUCCUCUGGACACAGUCAAGACCCGUUUACAAGCUGGGAAAGGAUACAAGAACACCCUUCACUGUGUCCUCCAAAUCUACAGAAAGGAAACGGUUGCUGGCUUCUUCAAGGGUCUCUCUUUCCCGCUGGCCAGCAUCACUGUGUAUAACUCAGUGGUGUUUGGAUUCUUCAACAACACACAGAGGGUUAUAAGCAAGUUCCGCCAUGGUGACGAGAGACAGUCGUGUGGUAUGCUGGACAUGACCCUGGCCAGCAUGUUGACAGGGCUGAUGUCAGUGGGACUCGGAGCGCCGGUCGACUUAGUUAAGAUAAGACUGCAGAUGCAGACUCUGCCCUGUCUAGCAGAGAACCUGAACCUUGCCGGGACGACCGGAAACGUGAACGGUAACAUCGCCGUGCGCUCCGUGACUCUCCAGGGCCAGCCGACCUACAGAGGGCCCAUCCACUGCAUCAGUUCCAUACUGCGGACUGAGGGGAUCCGGGGGCUUUACAGAGGGGCCGCGGCCAUGGUCCUGAGAGACGUCCCUGGGUACACGCUGUACUUCAUCCCCUACGCGUUGUUCCGUCGCUGGCUAUCCCCUGAAGGGAGGUCAUCACCUCAUCCCUGUACUGUAUGGGUGUCUGGAGGACUGGCAGGUUCUAUCUCGUGGGUCACGGCUACUCCAGCUGACGUGGUGAAGAGCAGGCUACAGGCUGACGCUCUCCACGCUAGGAAAUACAGAGGGAUUGUCCACUGCGUCGUUCAGAGCUACAAGACCGAGGGGAUACAUGUCUUUUUCCGAGGAGCCUCAGUGAACGCUAUCCGAGGCUUCCCAAUGAGUGCCACCAUGUUUCUGGGCUACGAACUCUCUCUGCAGUUCUUCAGGGGUCUCUAGUAUCUACACAAGGAUUAUAAUGAGACAUUAUCUUGACAGUUAUCCUCUUGUCCAAGGACACUCCAAAUGGUUUCCUCAGGAAGAUCAUUUGAAUCCUUGCAGAAUGAAAGUAGGGAGUGUCUUGACUUGAGAAUUGUUCUAGUUGACAAUUAUCUGCGUUACUGCCAUAAUACAAUCUAUUUAUAACGUGUAAAUACUCAUUUCUUAUAUUAAGAAAAUAUCUUAAAGUGCCUUACAGUAAUUGACAAAUGUAUACAUUUAAAUAUGUUGUGCUAUAAUAUACAGUAACAGUAUGCUUAAUCUAAAGCUGUACUGCAUAAAUUAACUCGUUUUAGGACCCAACAGUUAACCAGUUCUAACCUCCAUAAUGAUGCGCACAUGAAUCAUUAUAUUUUGUUGGUGCCAGGCUUUUAAUUAAAUUGUUUAAACUUUGUGAUUUGUAAAUAAGUAUGAGAAAAAUUAAAUGUCAUUCCACAAGGAGGAAUAGUUUUGUACAUAUUUUUCUCUUAAAAGUUAUUUUCAACGUGGGUUUUUGGGGGGGAAUUCUUGUUACGGUCUGUUUCUGUACACUUUUACUUGCAAAAUCUAAUAAACAUAUUGUUUCAAUUUAAA